This is a messenger RNA of Phycodurus eques (leafy seadragon), 3802 nucleotides long. Its product is annotated as diacylglycerol kinase delta. Lineage: Eukaryota; Metazoa; Chordata; Actinopteri; Syngnathiformes; Syngnathidae. The transcript has 32 exons. The coding region runs from base 387 to 3698 and encodes 1103 amino acids. Gene Ontology annotation, molecular function: ATP-dependent diacylglycerol kinase activity. Gene Ontology annotation, biological process: lipid phosphorylation; intracellular signal transduction; diacylglycerol metabolic process. The record is from RefSeq and is a predicted model, not a curated record.
GGAGGAGGAGGAGGAGGAGGAGGAGGAGGAGGAGAGGGCCAGGCGCCGAAUACUCGGAACCGGCCGACGAGCGAGCGAGCGAGCGCGCGCGGCAUGCCGGGCGAAGAGUGGCAUGGGGGAUCGGAAGCACGCGCGGACCGGCCAGCCACAAAUGCAACGAGCCUCAUUUUCUUCCCGUCUUUGCCCAUCAUCAUCAUCAUCAUCGUCGUCGUCGUCAUCAUUAUCAUCAUCGCCACCACCACAUAUGUUGCCAUCCUAAAGGGCCGUUCUGCUUAUUAACAAAAAAGGAGGAACUUGCUGUACAGGAAAAGUUUGUGUCGGAUCGAGAUUAACGAAGUGUUCCCCCAUCAACGGAGUGUUCCCCCAUCCCCAAACCGUGCCCCGUCAUGGCUUCCAAACUAAACCCCAACGUUCUGUAUGUGGCCGAGCCCAGCGAGUCGGACCGAGCGGACCCCGAGAGGACACCUCUUCAGACCGGGGAUGCGGCAGACGAGUCCUCCGACAGCGACGGUGAGCAAGAGGAGACGUCACACAAGCUCAUCCGCAAAGUGUCUACUUCAGGCCAGAUCCGGGCCAAGAAGAGCGUGAAAGAGGGAAUCCUGUUGAAGCAAACAAGCUCCUUCCAAAGAUGGAAACGCCGCUACUUCAAGCUCCGAGGGAGGACGCUCUACUAUGCCAAGGACUGCAAGUCUCUUAUUUUUGAUGAGGUCGACCUGUCAGAUGCCAGUGUGGCCGAAACAGGCACCAAGAACAUCAACAACAGCUUCACAGUUAUCACUCCUUUUCGCAAAUUGAUCCUGUGUGCUGAGAACAGGAAGGAAAUGGAAGACUGGAUCGGGGCCCUCAGAUCUGUCCAGAAGUGGGAAAUCUAUGAGGCCAGCCAGUUCAACAUGGAGCAUUUUUCGGGGAUGCACAACUGGUACGCCUGCUCACACGCCCGACCCACCUUCUGCAAUGUCUGCAAGGAGGCUCUGCCGGGCGUCACCUCCCAUGGCCUUUCCUGCGAAGUGUGCAAGUUCAAGGCUCACAAGCGCUGUGCAGUUCGCUCCACGAACAACUGCAAAUGGACCACACUGGCCUCGAUUGGGAACGACAUCAUUGAAGAUGAGGAUGGGGUUUUUAUGCCCCACCAGUGGCUGGAAGGCAACCUGCCUGUCAGCGCCAAGUGCAUGGUGUGCGACAAGAACUGCGGCAGUGUGCGGAGGCUGCAGGACUGGCGCUGCCUCUGGUGCAAGGCCAUUGUCCACAGCAGCUGUAAAGAACAAAUGGAGAGAGUGUGUCCCCUGGGUCAGUGUAGAGUUUCCAUCAUCCCUCCUACUGCACUUAACAGCAUCGACUCUGAUGGCUUCUGGAAGGCCAUGUCAGUAUCCUGUUCCAGUCCUCUUCUAGUACUCGUCAACUCCAAAAGCGGGGACAACCAGGGUGUCAAGUUCUUGCGCAAGUUCAAGCAGCUCCUCAACCCAGCCCAAGUCUUUGACCUGAUGAAUGGGGGGCCGGAGCUCGGCCUGCGCCUCUUUCAAAAGUUUGUGACAUUCCGUAUCUUGGUGUGCGGGGGUGACGGCAGUGUGGGCUGGGUGCUGUCGGAGCUGGACAAACUCAACCUCCACAAGCAGUGCCAGCUGGGUGUGCUGCCCCUGGGCACCGGGAACGACCUGGCUCGGGUUCUGGGCUGGGGGGGCCUCUGCGACGACGAUGCUCAGCUGCUGCAGAUCUUGGAGAAGCUGGAGAGGGCCACUACCAAAAUGCUGGACCGGUGGAGCGUUAUGACCUACGAGGUUCCUGCUACCUCCAAACCGGCCCCAUCAGUGAGGGAAGAUGACAACCUCGACUGUCCCAUGCAGGUUCACAUCACUCAGUACGCCGACUCGGUCGCGUCCCACCUGGCCACGAUCCUGGAUUCAGACAAACACAGUGAUGUCAUUUCCUCUGCUAAGUUCCUGUGUGGGACGGUGAACGAGUUUGUGGCGGAGGUGGGCAAAGCAUACGAGAGGGCCACGGAGAACAAGGAGGAAGCGGACGCCAUGGCAAAGAAGUGUGCCUUGCUGAAUGAGAAGCUGGAUUCCUUGGUCAAAGCCUUAAGUGAGGAAGCAGAAGCUCAGGUUGUUCCAACGGGUUCCCUGGCUGGCCAGGAAGAUGGUGGCUCAGCCCCAGAUAAGGAUGGCAGUGACGCAUGCUCCGAUGGCCAAACUUACCGCUCCAGGGAGCAGUUGAUGCUGCGGGCCAACAGCCUGAAAAAGGCCUUGAGGCAGAUCAUCGAACAGGCAGAGAAAGUGGUGGACGAGCAGAACCGACACACUCAGGUCCACAGGAUGUGGUCGUCAUCUUCCAUCAAAAGAGAAAACAGCGAGGAACUAAAGGAUGCGGAGAUGCGUACAUGCUACAGACGUUUAAGUCCAACCUCUCCCAUCGUCCUGGAGCAACCGAAGAGACUCCACGCGGUCAACUUCAACGAGGACUCAGUACUAUGCUUGGAGAAGUGUGUGAUGAACAACUACUUUGGCAUCGGUCUGGACGCCAAGAUCUCGCUGGAGUUCAACAACAAGCGAGAAGAGCAUCCUAAAAAGUGCAGCAGUCGCACAAAGAACAUGAUGUGGUAUGGAGUGCUGGGGACUAAAGAGCUGGUCCAGAAGACGUACAAAAACUUGGAGCAGAGGGUUCUGCUUGAGUGCGAUGGUGUCUCCGUUCCUCUUCCGAUUCUCCAGGGCCUGGCGGUGCUCAACAUUCCCAGCUACGCAGGGGGCAUCAACUUUUGGGGAGGCACCAAGGAGGACAACAACUUCGGGGCUCCGUCUUUUGACGACAAGAAACUGGAAGUAGUGGCUGUGUUCGGCAGCAUGCAGAUGGCCAUGUCCAGAGUCAUCAACUUACAGCACCACCGUAUUGCACAGUGCCGCCAGGUGAAGAUCACUAUCCUAGGGGAGGAGGGUGUCCCUGUGCAAGUGGACGGCGAGGCUUGGAUCCAGCCACCGGGUAUCGUCAAGAUACUCCACAAGAAUCGAGCACAGAUGCUCACCAGGGACAGGGCGUUUGAGAGCACACUCAAGUCGUGGGAGGAUAAGUUAAAGAUCGACAGCGACCGCGUCAACAGGCCCCGCCUCAACUCACAGCAGUCCAUGGAGUACUUGACGGAGGAGGAGUGCGCUCAGGUGCAGCAGCUGGGCACGGUGGCCGACACGCUCAUCAGCAAGAUCCGCGAGGCCGCCAAGACCCACAAGCUGGUGGAGCAGGAGCUGGCACACGCCGUCAACGCCAGCGCCACGGUGCUGACCGAGGCCAAGCUGUCCAGCCCUGAGUUUUUGAGUCGCAGCACAGCCGUGGAAAUUGUCAACAGCAGCAAAGUUCUCCAGGCAGAGACAACCAUGUUUCUGGAUGGAAAACAUCUGUCCGAGUUCCCUGAGGAAGAGGGUCUCCGCUUAACCCUGAACAGCCUAAGUGCUGAGCUCCACAAGCUGGAUGACAUCCACCGGAUCUGUCCACUCACGCACUGUGCCGAGGAGGGGUUGGCGCGUCCCAGUAGUAAAAGCAGCAUAAAGCUUAAGAUCAUGCCCAAGGCGAAGAGGGAGAAGGAAAAGCUCCACAAGCAGAAGUCAAACAGCUCGCUCUCAGGAACACGGGACGUCAAGUGUACGACUCCUGAAGCAGAAUCGCCAGGCAACCGACGAUCUUUUCCGGCCCCUAACCUUGACCUCCGCGAGUGAGGAGACGCCGUCCUCUCAUCUGCCGGCACCCGCUGUACUGACCGUGGCGUAGGCGGCAAGGAUCAGCUGUUUUGCGUUUCCUUACUGUGCAUUUUUUUUUUUUU